Messenger RNA from Cynara cardunculus var. scolymus (artichoke), 990 nucleotides. RefSeq names its product zinc finger MYM-type protein 5-like. Bases 1 to 990 code for a protein of 329 amino acids. Lineage: Eukaryota; Viridiplantae; Streptophyta; Magnoliopsida; Asterales; Asteraceae. The record is from RefSeq and is a predicted model, not a curated record. The transcript has 2 exons.
AUGUUGCCUCGAUCACAACCAUCGGGUGCUCAAAAUAGGAAAAGAAAGAAAAGGCAAGAGGAAAUUGCUCAAUCAUUGCAAGGAUCUCUAAAUAUAUUUAUUGUUAGACAAUCAAAUGUUUCUGAAAAUGCUAGUGAUAAAAAUGAAAAUGCUUGUGAUGCAAAUGGUAGUGAUAAAAAUGAAAUUACUUGUGAUGCAAAUGUUUGUGAUGAAAAUACUAGUGAUAAAAAUGAAAAUGCUUGUGAUACAAAUGCUUUUGAUGUAAAUGAAAAUGUUAGUGAUGAAAAUGUUUGUGCUUGUGAUGAUGAAAAUGCUUGUGAUACAAAUGCUUCUAGUGAUGUUCGUUUGAAUAUAUUUGAUCCAAAAAUUUGGGAUAUGCUAAAUUGUAAAAUGAAAGAUUUGUUUGUUGAAAAAGGGCAUAUUAGGGAAAGUAACAUCAAUUUCCCUAGAGAUAAUAUAGGUAGACACUUCUCUGAUGAAUUYUAUGUUCGUAAGUUACGCAAUGGUGAUUGUCAUGAUAGAAAGUGGUUAGUUUAUUCAAAAGAGCUAGAUAAAGUCUUUUGUUUUUGUUGCAAACUUUUCAAAGAAGACCGGUCAAAAAGCCAAUUAGCAAGUGUUGGAUUAAGUGAUUGGAAACAUCUUGGUCAAGGAUUGAGCGCUCAUGAAAAUAUCAUUGAGCAUACGACUAGCUUGGGAAUUUGGUCCGAGUUGCGAUUGAGUAAAAAUGAAACACUUGAUAAAGAGCUACAAUAUUUAAUAAAAAAGGAUACUGAUCAUUGGAAAGAAGUUUUGGUUAGAAUAAUUGCUGUUGUUAAAUGUCUAGCAAAGAAUAAUAUAGCUUUUCGUGGGAAAAAUGGAAAACUUUUUGAAGAAUCUAAUGGUAACUUCUUGGGCUUAAUUGAAAUGAUUGCUAAGUUUGAUCCGUUACGAACCAGAUUUGAACGAAUGCAAGAAUUUGAAUCUAUGUUUGGCUUCUUGUUUGAUGGGUGA